AACAGCAGUCCCACAACAGGAAACCGGACGGAGCCAGGGGAAGGAGUGAAUGGAUAGAUGCACAAAUAAAAAAAAGGGGAAAAAAAGAUCUUGACUCUGCAUGUAAGCAGAUUUCGUGCCCCAAUUUCUGUUUUGCCCUGCAGCACGAGCCAAGUUUGUGAAGCAGAUGGAGGAAACAAGCAGGAAAGUUUGACGUUUAUUCGACCUAGACUGAAAAAAAGGAGGGGGGGAAAGUGUCAAACACGAUACACUACUGCUUCAUUAUAGAAGAAAGAGAGAGAGAGAGAGAUCACUCGGAAACAUGCAGGGAAUUCCAACAACCGAUCUGGCAACCUCGCUCUUACAGUAUUCCUGUGGAUCAUUGGAUUUGUUGUUGGAAAAGAAAACCUCACCUCUUUCCAGAUCAUGUCACAAGCACGUCGUUGUGAAGCCCUGCCACGAUCCCUCAGCCACGCAGAGAAAGCCAGCAUCACAGAGACCUCAAGUGCCCCCUAAACCCACACAUUUGCUGGCUUUGCGGGAGGACAAGCGACCACAGCGAAUCCCUCCAGCGCCUUGUCGCCCUCUUCCAGUACCUCCGCCCAAACCAAAAGCAUUCGCACCCAAGCAGCAGAAACAUCCUGCUAAGAGUGUCUGUCUCCUCAUUGAGAAGUUUGAAAACUCCAGGGCCCCGAUUCUGGGAGUCCAUCCCAAAAGUGGCUUCCGGUUGCACCUGAGGAUGGAGACUCCAGCACCUGAAAUCUCAGAACAGCCUCACUUUAAUGAUUCAGAGGUGAAGGACUCUGAGAACGCAUUCUUCGUGGAUGAAAUUGCAUUUAAAAAGGACCUGCCUGCUUUAGGCUUUUUACAAAAAGACUGUGUAAAAGACACGGGCAGUCAAGACAAACUUGACCAAGAAUGCCACAGUGGGGAUUUGGACAUAACUCAAGGUGAUUCUAACGACACCUACAACAAUGGAGACGCUGAUCAUAACAAUAUUCACACAGGACAUGAUGUUGGGAUUUUAAUAGGCGGCCCGUGUGCAGUUCAGGUUGACGACCUGCCGGAGGCAAACGGGAAGAUACCAAAUCGUGACAGCGGGAUAGACAGUCCAUCCUGUGGUGCCGAAGGAGAGGUUUUUCCAAACGAGGUUCCCAUCGAAGAGGAAGAAAGGAACGACAGCAUAGCCACAGAAACAGAGAGCGUGUCUUGUGUCACCACUAGCAAUAAGCGGGACUCGACACAGGACGAAGAUAGCGACUUAGAUGAAGGGAGCAGCGAAGAACCAGAGAGCCUAGAAGUGAAAGUGGUGCAGUCCGAGUCUCAGAAGCUGUUUAAUAUAGCACAAGAGCUCCUCCAUACAGAGGAAGCAUACGUCAAAAGACUUAACCUGCUAGAUCAGGUGUUCUGUACUAAGUUGACAGAGGCAGGGAUUCCUAUAGAUGUAAUUAAUGGAAUCUUCUCAAACAUCUCCUCCAUCUACCGCUUCCACUAUCAAUUCCUGCUGCCCGAGCUACAGAUGCGAAUUACUCAAGAAUGGAACACAAAUCCACGUAUAGGUGACAUCCUGCAGAAGUUAGCUCCCUUUAUGAAGAUGUACGGAGAAUACGUGAAAAACUUUGACCCUGCAAUGGACCUGGUCAACACAUGGACCCAGAAGUCAACCAAUUUUAAAAGCACGGUUCAGAAUAUCCAGAAGCAGGAUGUAUGUGGUAACUUGACAUUGCAGCAUCACAUGCUAGAGCCAGUGCAGCGUAUUCCUCGUUAUGAGCUCCUCCUCAAAGACUACCUGAAGAAACUGCCCAGUGAUGCACCAGAUAGGAAAGAUGCAGAGAAGGCUCUGGAUUUGAUCUCCACAGCAGCUAACCAUUCUAAUGCUGCUAUUAAGAAGAUGGAGAAGAUGAAUAAGCUGCUGGAGGUGUAUGAACGGUUGGGUGGGGAGGACGACAUCGUUAAUCCGGCUAAUGAACUUAUCAAAGAGGGUCAUAUAAAGAAGAUGUCUGCGAAAAAUGGCACAGCCCAAGACAGAUAUCUUUAUCUGUUCAAUAACAUGCUGCUGUAUUGUGUGCCUAAACUGCGCCUGAUGGGACAGAAGUUUAGUGUCAGGGAGAGAAUUGACAUCGCAGGCAUGGGGGUUCAGGACGUUGCAAAGCAGAACCUCGCCCACACCUUUACCAUUGUUGGCAAGAAGCGCUCUCUUGAGCUACAGGCCAGAAAUGCAGAAGAAAAGCAGGAGUGGAUCCAAGUCAUUUUGGCCACAGUAGAUAAACAGAAACAGAAAAGCGAGACAUUUAAUAAAGCCUUCAGCAGCUCCUUAUCCCGUGAUGAAGAACACACACCUGACUCACCGAAUCCAUGGAGUAAUGCAUCUGUGGAUUCAGAUGGAGGUGCGAAUGAAAGGAAAGGUUCAAAGAAGCGAGAAAAGGAGAAGGAGACUUGUAAAGGCUGCAAUGAGACAUUUCACUUCACGAAACGCAAGCACCACUGCAAGAACUGUGGCGCGGCCAUCUGUGGUAAAUGCUCAAAGGUGUCCGAGACCAAGAACAUCCGCACAUGUAAGCAGUGUUUCGAAGUCCUGCAAGGGCUUGAUGGCACACCAGGGGGCAGUGUUGAGCAGAAGAAGAAAGCAGCAGUCGAGAAGCAGCUCUCUUUGACAGAAGAUAGUUGUGUACUAUGCAGCCAGCUCCUGGUUCAAGAGAAAGGAAAGAGCUGGACCAAGACCUGGGUGGCCAUUCCAAGAGCAGAACCAUUAAUGCUUUACCUACAGACUGUUAGCCAGGAUGUGCGCGGGACUCGGACGAUCUCUCUGCCUGGUUCUGAGGUCACCACGUUGUUAACACCCACUGAGAAGUCGGAAAGCAAGCAUGUUUUCAAGCUCAGCAACUCCCAGCAUGCACUUCUCUUCAGUGCCGUGGAUGUAGAAUUAAUGGACAAGUGGGUGGAGCUUCUGUCCCAGGCUACAAAGAGAGUGGCUCUAGAAACAUCACUAAGCCUGGCAGAGCACCGCAAGAGCCAAUGAAAACAGGCAUUGAAGCAACAGAACUCUGUCUUCUUGAACUUGUUACUUGAAUUCACAUUAUCCUCAGCACUUUUCCUUUAUUUUUAUUAGUUCUUCUUCACACUUUACUUUCUUUUUUCCCACAAAAGCACAAUGCAUUUGUAUACAUACAUCCAUUGUUCCAACCCAUCAGUCACCGGUGUGUUGAUGGUUCUUAAAUGCACCGCCCCCUUUUAUUUUUCACAAGUCCCUGGUUGUUAUAGAUUGUUUUUUUUUAUUAAAUAUUUCAAGAUGAAUGUUUCUGAUAGGCGAUUGUUCAAUGUUCUUGUUUAGCAUUAACUCACUUUCACUUUUGCUCCAGACACCAUUUUUUACAUUUUCAUCACUAUGUGAUUUUAUUUUAUUUUUUUAAUAACCCUUUGCCCUCUGCCUGCAUACCAUGUUGAGGUUUUGUAGAUUUUUUUUUUCCAGGUUUAUGAAAGAGAAACCUUCAUUUAAAGUAAGACAAACAAAGGUGGCGGGCCACUGAUUUUAUUCUGCUGUAAUAUCAUUUCAUCAUUAGUCUCUUUUGCUCAGCUCAUGCAUUUCUAUUGCAAUUCAUUGUAAUUCUACAUGGCCCUUUAGAAUAAUCUAGCAAACCUUCACCCCUCAGUAUGUCUCAUGUAUUUAUUCUGUAUUGUAAGUAUUGUAAGAGUUAGCUACCAGCCUGUAAGUAAAACAAACGACUCUUGAUAGUGUCACAUGCUUGACAUAUUUAUAAUUAUGCUUUAAAAAAACAAAAAAAAACAACUCAAGCUUUUCUGCCUUCUGAAUAUGAAUUUUAACCUACAGAACAAGGAUCAUUUGCCUACAUUUUUAAACCAGAAGUGUUCACAAAAUGAAUUGUGUGUACCAUAAUCAUCAGAAUAAAAUAACAUCCAGCUUC
Molecule: messenger RNA, 3902 nt
Organism: Silurus meridionalis
Lineage: Eukaryota; Metazoa; Chordata; Actinopteri; Siluriformes; Siluridae
Gene: fgd
Product: faciogenital dysplasia
Exons: 19
Coding region: 302-2998 (898 amino acids)
Biological process (GO): cytoskeleton organization; filopodium assembly
Cellular component (GO): cytoplasm
Molecular function (GO): metal ion binding; guanyl-nucleotide exchange factor activity
Source: RefSeq, a predicted model, not a curated record